AUGUCGAAAGAUGGGUAUGGCAGCACAACAAAGCGUACAUCAAGCUACGUUCAUAACGCAUCUUCAUUCCCCUUCCAGUACAAAACUCUUGCACAGAGUCUCGACGAACUUGCCUCUCAAUAUCCUGAUUACGAAUGUUAUGUCUUCAAAGGCGAAAAUAAACGGUACACAUAUGCGACAUGGAAACAUGAAAUCGAUUGGUUGGCAACAUCUCUUCUCGAACUCGGAUUCGAGAUUGGUGAUCGAUUAGCUGUGGCGUUGCCCAACUGUUCAGAGAAUGUUUUGCUCAGCUAUGUCGCCUCUAAACUUGGCAUUAUUAAGGUUCAUUUAAAUCCAGACAGUACUGGUCGUGAAUUAGCUGAUGCUGUCAAUCAAACCCGCUCAGAGCUCGGUAUUAGCCGUGUAGAACAAGGAUAUGGUAUGACUGAGAUUGGCAAUUUUCUAACUUGUACUGUCGAUACCAAUUAUGACGACGAUCGACGGCAUACAUCGAUUGGUCGAUGUUUGCCUCAUAUGGAAAUUAAAAUUGUCGACAAUAACGGAACAGUUGUUCCGAUCGGAUCCGAAGGAGAAAUUUGGGUGCGUGGUUAUUCAAUCAUGUCUUGCUAUGAUAAUGAUCGUGAAAGAACGGCGGAGAUGAUUACUGAUGAUCGAUGGUUACGAACUGGCGAUUUGGCACGAAUGGAUGAUGAUGGCUAUUUGUUCUUUAUCGGACGAAAAAAAGAAAUGAUCAUUCAAGGUGCUACCAAUAUAUAUCCGAUUGAAAUUGAACGAGUCAUUUUGGAACAUCCAAGUGUGGCUGAUGUUCAAGUGUUUUCAAUUCCUGAUCCACUCGUUGAUGAAGUUGUAUGUGCAUUUGUAAAAUUGAAACCGGAAACGAAAUGUGAAGUCGACGAACUCAAAAUGUUUCUCAGUGACAAAUUAACUUCAUAUAAAAUACCCGAACAUAUUCGAUUUGUCGAUGAUUUUACUCGAAAUGUAAUGGGUAAAGUAGCAAAAUACAAACUCACUGAAGAUAUGAUUAAUAUAUUGAACAGUUCAUAG
Molecule: messenger RNA, 1044 nt
Organism: Rotaria sordida
Lineage: Eukaryota; Metazoa; Rotifera; Eurotatoria; Philodinida; Philodinidae
Source: the annotation of a GenBank genome assembly